Molecule: messenger RNA, 3213 nt
Organism: Symbiodinium sp. CCMP2456
Lineage: Eukaryota; Dinophyceae; Suessiales; Symbiodiniaceae
Source: the annotation of a GenBank genome assembly
AUGAUUCCGCCCCCCACAACAUUGGGUGGACGAGCCGGAAAUGCUGCCCAUCGCUUGUCUGCAUUCUUGCAAUCGCUGCUACUCAUCAGCGGUGAUUUCGCUACAUUGCAGAAAGUGCUGUCAUCUCUUCUUAGCAUCACGACAGACUUGGGCGUGGAGAGCUUGCUUACCAAGCUGGAGCCGGUAGCAUUGUCAGCUGUGUUGCCAUUUUUCGGCCCUGCUCCCACAGAAGCUGCCGUUGGUGAGGACCAGCCUUUUCGAAUGCAAGCAGAAGAGUCUUUGGAUGUGGAUCCUUUCCGGGACGAGGCGGAACACUGCUUUGAUGCAGAGCAGGAGGAGUCGGAGCCAGCAGCUUUCAAUGCCGAGUGCUAUCGACCACGAUGGGGCACAGUGGCUCGGUGUGCCAUCGAGCUGCACCAUGUUCUCCCAGCACUUCGUUUAGGGUGGAGCAAGCAGGCAUACCUGGCAGGCUCAUCCAUGCAAUCGCGAGGUGUGAAUGUGGAGGCAGUCGACAAGUUGGUGCAAUGUCCAUGGUUUGAGAGCUACUUAAUCAUGUUGAAAACUUUUUCAGCGAUCGUGUUGCAUCUGAUUCACUGGGUAGAGAGCUGUCCCUGCCACUGGCACCUGUUGACGGGUGCUUCAGCUCAGUUGCUCAGCAGAUCAGACAAGCAUCUCCUGGAGCAAUGCCCCAUGCGCACUAGGCGAGCGCCCGAAGUCUCCCAGGGAGACUUCCUCAAGGAGCUGAGUUCCUUCUCCUCUCACUCAGGUGCGAACUUUCUGCGACAAUUCCCUGCAGACCUUUCGGAGUCUCAGCAAGCGGCCCUCGUCAGAGAAUUUGAGCAUGGCAGGGCAUAUCUCACCAUGGUGUUGAUGUUGAAGACAGCACACUUUCGUAGCCAGCCCUGGUCUGCAGCAGGGUUGGCGUAUCACGAUCAGGAGCGGGCUCGUGAGGUGUGGAGUGCUUUUCGCGCAAGGCUGGACACAGAUUCAGUCGAGGCGGCUUCGCUUCGCAGACAGUUGCCGCAGUUGGUCAGACCAGAAGUGCUGCGUGAGGGCGACAAUUGGUACUGUGGUGCUGACUUGGAUUCCUGUCCCGAGUUUGCCGAGGCGAUUUCUUGCCUUGCUCUCAUACCGAUUGCAGAGCGCAGGGUCGAGUCUCAACAUGCUCGGACCCAGAAAGGCUCCAAGAAGAGUCCGCGCCAUAGCCCGGCGUACAUGUCCUUGCAGCUGCGGGGCAAGGAGAUCAGCGAACAGAUGUGCAAGGAUCCGAAGGAGUUUGUGUCCAGGCUAGCCCCUUGCGUGUUUCAAUGCCGCUCAUAUAGGAAGGCUGCCCAGGCCGUGAGUCUAAACAGGCACCCAGCCAUUGUCAAUGGGUCCGAGAAUUACCGCGACCCUGUUGUUCGUGAUGCAAUCUACCGUGCAGACACCGCCAGUCUUCAUCAGCCAAUGCCAGAUGUUUUUGUUAGAGACAACAACACCCGUCCGCCCCGAGCUGCUCUUCCCGCUGAGGUGUUGGCUGAUUCUCGAGCUGGGCAACUGGUCCACCAACUCAGCCUCGAGCACCUGCGUGCCCGAGUGGAGGACAUUCUGAACAGCGGUAAAGAGGGAGCCGGUUCAUUGAGUUCAUUGGUCUUUGCGUUGCCUUAUGACAGAGCCGCCUUUUCCUUGCUCCGCGAACAUGUGCUGCCAAGCCAAAGUCAUCUUCCCGUUGUGACCAGAGUGCAAGAAGAAGAAUUUUUAGGCAGUCUCGUGCAAAGUAGCAGCAGACCUUCUGUGACGGAUGUUGAUGUCUUCUUCCAGUCAGCUCGGAUGAUGCCAGGGAGCCAGCAUGUGCAGAUGAUUUUCUUCAAACUGUUGCCAUCCAUGCAUCGCAUGAAGCGUUUCCAGGCCUCAGGUGAGCAUCGUUUUGAUGCCACAGACCUGCCAAUCGCAAUGAUGAGGCCGGUGCAAGCAGACUUGGAAGCAAGAGAAGUGUACCUAGAUUCAGAGCUCAUGAGUUUGCGCUCCACUGUGCCUGGAAUGUCUGUGGCUGACGUCCCGUGUGUCAUCUCUUUACGCUCUGCAACUUUGCCGCAGUUGAAGUUAAUGUCAGUCUUGCAGUCAGAUCCAGAGUCUCGCUACUUGUUCCGUCCGUGCCCUGAGCUGCUGCGUGUCGGCGAGUCUGCAGACGCCUCCUUGCUGCAUGGUGUCUUAAAGCAGAUAUGUGCCCGGGGCCGAGCUGGGUUGCCCGACGUUUCCAGGUUUUCUUCCGGCGAAAAGGAGCUCUUGGAAUCUCUGCAACAAUGCGGACUGUUAACAGCAGACAUGCCCAUUCAGCUUACUGAUCGUGGUCAGGAACUUCUUGUUGUGGCCACCCGAGUAUCUCAGCCUGAAUCACUCCUCAGUGUCGGCGAUGGCCCGGUGCAGGAGCGAAGCCGUUGGCAACUUUUGCAAGGGUUGUUAGAUUCUGGUUGGGUUUUGCGCUUGGCGAGUGGCCGUGUCUGCCGCGAAGCCCCAAGCUUUGUGCACGGAGAAGGUGACAAGAUCCUCUAUUUACAGCAAUCAGAAAAAAACCAGAACAUUGUCUGUAGCCGACACUACCUUUUGGCUUUGACACUUGCAGACCAACACGGGCUGGCAGUGCCGCAUGGGAGCAGCAAUGCUCAAUAUAGCAGGAUCCUCAGUGGCUUGGAGGCACUGCCGCUUGCAUUGCGGCAGGAAAAGGCCACUCGAAAUUUCCGGCCAUUGCAAGAUGGGGACGAUUGGCUAGAUGCUGAGGUGGCUCCGAGGCCCAAGCGUGCCAGGCGCCGCAGAGCUGCUCAGGGCGACUCAGGACCAGGCAGCCAGGCAGACCAGGCAGUUGUUGAGCUGUCUGGAUCUGGGUUGCGUAGCUCUGCAGAAGUCCAAGUCAUGCCGCAUGACCGUGAUGGUGAUGGCGAUGAUGAUGACGAUGCUGAGUUUCAAGCUUUGAGCAUGGAGGAGCAAGUACAAGCGCUUCUUGCAGAGAUUGACAGUGACAACGGAGCUGUCUUGAGUGAUGCUGCUUCUGAGCCUGGCAGUGCUGGCAGCGGUUCCAGCUCCGGACGUGAUCUGACUUUGAAGAAGCUCAAGUGGUGGCUUCUCCAGGCAUCCUUGUACAGAAACAAAGACGAGCAUGUGCGUGUUUGCCCGUAUACAUGGGACGGCGAUGAGCCUGAUGACGACGAUCUGGAAGCAACCGCAUUCGGGUAUUGA